This is a messenger RNA of Cyclopterus lumpus (lumpfish), 1661 nucleotides long. It is a transcript of the gene wdr77, whose product is annotated as WD repeat domain 77. The record is from RefSeq and is a predicted model, not a curated record. The transcript is spliced from 10 exons. Gene Ontology annotation, cellular component: methylosome. Bases 280 to 1293 code for a protein of 337 amino acids. NCBI's taxonomy places the organism in Eukaryota, Metazoa, Chordata, Actinopteri, Perciformes, Cyclopteridae. Gene Ontology annotation, biological process: oocyte axis specification. Gene Ontology annotation, molecular function: protein binding.
GCCUAAAAAACGAAGAAGAAUGAGGCGCAGCAGUAGAAGAAGAGACCCGGAGCAGGAAGUGUCUGUUCAUAUCGGCCCCAUGUGAUACUGCGCACUCGUUCAUUCAUUCUGCAAACGACAACUUUGGCGAACCUGUUAUCUUUCUUUCCAAAAUAAACCAAAGAAGAAAGCUGCGGCGUCUCUGUACGCGACCAGUAAGAGCCUAGCUAGCUAACGUAGAAAUUGCGCUAAAGUUGUUCGGAAAAAAAUUCAUCUGUAGCCACUGAUCACAGAAUCCUAAUGAAAAGUGCAGUGGAUACGAGCAUGAUCAAGGAGAACCGGUGGGACGUCCCCCCUAAUGCCCCAGCAUGCAUGGAGAAGCAUCUGAGCUCUGCGCAAUACAGAGCAGAUGGCACUCUGCUGCUCGGUGCCUCCAGCCUCACUGGCAGGAGCUGGCAGGGAUCAGUUUGGAUCUACAGUGACCCAAAGCAGGCCCCCGAUGAGGACCUCUGCAAAGCUGGUGUGCAGACUGAGACUGGAGUCACAGAUGUCAAAUGGGUAUCAGAAAAGGCUAUUGUUGUUGCAUCAGACUCGGGUGCCUUGGAGCUCUGGGAACUGGCAGAGGAUGAACGUCUACUGGUGAAUCGCUUCACCAAACAUGAGCACGACCACAUUGUCACGACAGUGAGCCCAGUUACUGGAGGAAGCAGCGCUGUCACUGGCAGCAUGGACUGUCGAAUUAAAGUCUGGGAUCUCAGUCAGGAGACUGCUGUCACUACUUACAAUGUGCACACGCAGCCAGUCAGCUGUGUUGCUUGCAGUCCUACAGACGAGUCUCUCUUCAUCUCCUGUGGUCAAGAUGGCCGUGUGCUGAUGUGGGACAGGAGAAAGCCAAACAAACCAGCCUCAAGAAUAGAUGUAGAGUCCGCCAACUGCUCACCUACCACUGUAGCCUGGCACCCCCACCACAGAAGCACCAUUGCUUUUGGUGAUGAGUUGGGCAGAGUGACAGUGAAGGAUUUCCUGGGAACAGAGCCGGCCCAGGUGGAGAACGUCCACAGCCGUAGAGUCAAUGGGCUGGCCUUCUCUACACAUAGUGCCUCCUUGCUCGCUUCCAUAAGUGAUGAUUGUUCACUCGUUGUUUUGAACUGUGAACUGCGAGAAAUACUCAAAGAUCGGCAACACCAGGACUUUGUCAAAGGUGUGUGUUGGCUCCAUGGUGGUUCCAACACACUCACAACCGUAGGCUGGGAUCACCUUGUGCUUCACCACAUGGUGGAUCCAGCUGCUGAAGUCCCCAACUCUUCCUCUUAGACGCGCACGCACACACACACACACACACACACACACACACACACACACACACACACACACACCUUGGAAAGAGCAGCACAUUUUAUGAUUACUACUUCCCCCCCCUAUUUUUAAAGGGGUUUCCAUAAUAUCUAAAGUUAAAUCUGUCAGUCAGGAAGUAUGGAUUAAAGUGUGUCAUGGUCAUUUAGUAUUCCACAUAUGUGCAGAAUAUUUGGACUUUUGCUCUCCCAGUCCUGGCCUCAGUGCAUUGCUACGUACUCUCUAUCCACGUCUUUCAUUCUGUAUAUGUCCAUGUGUAAUUACACUUAAGGCAACCCAUUUGUAUGGCAUAAUUUUACAUUAAAGGUAACUUAAUGUUGAUGGCAAGA